UAAAAAAUCUACUCUCUCUCUCUCUCUCUCUCUCUCUCUCUCUUCAAACACUCGAAAAUACGUAUUUAAAUACGUACGGACGGGUUAGUCAGCAGAUCGGAACGGAGGUGGUAGCGGCGGCGGCGGUUUGAUAUUUGAUCUGAUCGUGAUCCAAAUGGCUGAGGACAAGUAUAACCUCAAGAAUCCGGCGGUGAAGAGGAUAUUACAAGAGGUCAAGGAGAUGCAAUCCAAUCCUUCUGAUGAUUUCACGAGCCUUCCUCUUGAGGAGAAUAUAUUUGAAUGGCAAUUUGCAAUUAGGGGUCCCAGGGAUUCUGAAUUUGAGGGAGGGAUUUAUCAUGGAAGGAUCCAAUUGCCUGCUGAGUAUCCAUUCAAGCCCCCUUCAUUUAUGUUGCUGACUCCAAAUGGGCGUUUUGAAACCCAGACGAAAAUUUGCUUAAGUAUAUCGAAUCACCACCCGGAGCAUUGGCAGCCAUCUUGGAGUGUGCGGACCGCUCUAGUGGCACUGAUAGCUUUCAUGCCCACCAACCCAAAUGGUGCUUUAGGUUCUCUAGAUUAUAAGAAGGAAGAACGACGUGCUCUUGCCAUCAAAUCUCGUGAAUCUCCACCCAAAUAUGGGAAUCCUGAACGCCAAAAACUUAUUGAUGAGAUACAUGAAUAUAUGUUAAGCAAGACACCCCCUGUCCCUCAACUCAGCCCUUCACAGGCCUUGGAAGAGCACCCUACUAACAGUGACGGAGAAGCUCAGGCUAAUCAACAGGAUUCCGCUACCAUGGUUGCUGGGAAUGGGCUACCGAACCCAGUAGUAGGUGACAGGGCUGUCGAAGAAGAGCCUCUGGUUCUGGCCAAUGCUAAUCCAGGUACUGCUGAAAUGGGAGUGAGGCCUGCAAGAGAGAUUCCUGCCCGGGAACCAAGUAAUCAGCCACUGCAAAGGCCAGGGAUGAGGGUUCAAAGAUCUGCCGAUGACCGCUUGUUUACAUGGGCUGCCGUUGGACUUACUAUAGCAAUUUUGGUUCUUUUGUUCAAGAAGUUCAUGAAAUCCAGCGGACAUGGUGCUGUUUUUAUGGAUGGUUCGUAGUUCUCGCCUCAAGGAUCUCGGUUGACCUGUACUUGCUUUGCCGUAUUAGUUCAACAAGUAGUAAGAAACCCUUCAAAGACAUUUAUUUACAUCUAUAAUGAAUCAAUCUGUAAUAUAUUAUACCAGCUUGAUAAGUAUCAGCUACUGUAAUUAACAGUAUGUGUCAGCAAUCAAUUACCAUAUAUAUAUAUAUAUAUGCAAGCAUGAUAAAAAUACUUAUGUAGGUUUUGAUUAUUCAA
Messenger RNA from Gossypium raimondii (Peruvian cotton), 1314 nucleotides. Its product is annotated as ubiquitin-conjugating enzyme E2 32. The transcript has 5 exons. The record is from RefSeq and is a predicted model, not a curated record. NCBI's taxonomy places the organism in Eukaryota, Viridiplantae, Streptophyta, Magnoliopsida, Malvales, Malvaceae. Bases 155 to 1075 code for a protein of 306 amino acids.